CUCUCCCUCCCACUUCCUCUCUCUCUCUCUCUCUCUCUCUCUCUCUCUCUCUCUUCUCUUCUCUGAGUCUGCAUGACCUAUUCACCUAAAUUGCCGUCGAUUGAACUUGGUGAAAUUUGAUGCGAUUUGUUUGUUUGGUUGAAAAUUUUGGGGAAAGGGCGAGAGCAGGGUUUCGAAAUUAGCGUUCUAAGGCUUUUAGUUUUAAAUUUUUUUAUUGUUUGGAUUUGUGCGCUGUGCUCUAUUUGGCGUUACUUUGGGAAUUGGUUUUUGGGGGUUUCUUAUUUAGAACAAUUCAUAAAGCGUCUACUUCCAGGAAAAGACAACCGAAGGGGAAAAUGGCUUCUUUUUGAGAUUACUUGUUCUUCUUUCUAAUCUUCAUUCGGUGUAAAUCUGGUUCAUUUGAUAAAAAGGAGAUUUUGUUAGUAUCUCAUUAGGAUUCAAGGAGAAAGCUUUGAUUAUUCUAGUAAUUUUUAUUAUUGUCUUCCUUGCCUGAUAGUUUCAAUCCGAGGUCCCCUGUUGUGAAAAAAAAUUGAUUCUGUCAUCGGAAACACCUUAUAUUGAUAUGUCUGUUGCUUUUAACCGUCUUUCGUAUUGGUUAUGGGGUACAAAGGAACACGAAAGUACUAAUUCAGCUUUGAAUUCAGCCUCUGAUUCCCCUUCAGGCGGGUUCCUCGAGCCCGAUUCCAUCAAAUUUCAAACGGUGAAUGGCGGUAGGAUGAGUUCAUCCUCAAGAAGAUUUAGCAGGAGGUGGGAGAGCAGGGAGGAGAGGAGGGUGGGGAUUGAUAGAGAGUAUGAUGCUGUCAUUGUUCCCUGUGAUGGAGGAUGCUUGUCAGGAUCCGAGUCCGAUGAUUCAGAUUGGUCUAUCGGAUGGAUGGAACCUCAUUCAUCCGAUUUCCUGAGCGAAGCAGACGAGGAUGAGAGCAGUUUUGCUGUUCUUGUUCCAUGCUAUGGACGCGGCCGCUGCUUCAACACUGAAAUUCCGAACAGCCAUGUCUUGGGAGCUGUUGCUGAAUUCAAUGGGUUUUCAUCUGAGGGGAUUGAGUACAUUCAAAGGUGGCUUUCUUCAGAUUAGGCAUUUGAUUGUCCUCAACUCAUCCUGGGCUUGUUCUACUGAGAUGCUUCCCCUUUCAUCUUAUCGAACUUCCAUGAUAUCAUAUAAAGACUUACUUACCAAAUAGAAAAAAGAAAAAAAGAAUAGGCAAGCCAUGUUUGGAAAUGAAGAUUGGAGUGCAUUGGAUUGACCAAGGAUCAUCCAUCCUGGUGUUGAUAAUCAAAUACUUCGCUGCAAGACACAAAAUGCUGAGUAAUUAAGGAACUAUAAUCAGGACCUCCUGCGAAGCUCCGGUUCCUCUUUUUACUUCUUUUUAUGAUUCUAUAAAACCUGUAUAUAUAGCCUAUAUAUAUGGGCAAUUCUUAUGUAAAUAUCAUUGUACAUACAACUAUCAUCUUCCUAAAUUUUGCUGUAAAUAUCUCCAGUCUUUGAAAGGUCUGGUAUCUCCUGAACUUGCUAGCACUGUUGUACAUAAAUGAUUUGCCAACUAAGUGAAUGAAUUGCGAUUAUUAUAAAGGAUGAUUCAUAUUAUUAAA
Molecule: messenger RNA, 1587 nt
Organism: Dendrobium catenatum
Lineage: Eukaryota; Viridiplantae; Streptophyta; Magnoliopsida; Asparagales; Orchidaceae
Exons: 2
Coding region: 563-1072 (169 amino acids)
Source: RefSeq, a predicted model, not a curated record